Molecule: messenger RNA, 708 nt
Organism: Camelina sativa (false flax)
Lineage: Eukaryota; Viridiplantae; Streptophyta; Magnoliopsida; Brassicales; Brassicaceae
Product: protein SUPPRESSOR OF PHYTOCHROME B 5
Biological process (GO): cytokinin biosynthetic process
Source: RefSeq, a predicted model, not a curated record
UAUACGCAUACUUGCUUGUUGGAUUGUUUACUUAAUAUCUCAGCUUCUUCUUCUUGUUACUGUCUCACUUUAGGGUUUUUAAUUUUUGUUGGUCUCUUUGUUUAGGGUCUCUCUUUGGUUUCUUUUUCUGUUUAUUUAUUUAUACAUAGCGACACAAAAAAAGAGAGUUAUAAUUAUAAACGAAUGGAGUCUGCAAACAUCUUUGGAUCCGAUGAAGAUUGUCGCAGCUGUGAAUCUGGAUGGACGAUGUAUUUAGCCUCACAGUCUCAUGAUCGUAAUCACGACGGCUGUUACUAUGACGAUGAUGAUGAAGAAGAAGAAGAUAGCGAUGGUGGUGAUUCGAUGGAUUCUGAUGCAUCUUCUGGUCCCAUGGAAGCCACAUCAUGUGUCAAACUUGCCCAAGAGAUUGAGGAGCAAAACUCUGUAAUGAAGAAGAAGAAAAAGACUAAUGAAGAGAUGGUUUUGGUGGAGACGACUAGGGUUCACAACAACGUCAAUGAUGAUGAAGAUGAUAUUGAUGGAGAUAAUCAUGAUUAUGAUGAUGGUAAUGAUAGCUACAGUGUAGUUCAUAGCUACGUUGGUUCGGUUAGACAAAAAGGGUUAGUUUGAUUUUUUCUUUUGUCAACUAGUUUGAUUUUAUAUAUUGACUUUGUGUCUAUGUUUAUUGAAGUGUUAUGUUCCAAUUCCAAUGUUAUUUUUCUUACAUGA